Messenger RNA from Drosophila biarmipes, 522 nucleotides. RefSeq names its product insulinoma-associated protein 1. Lineage: Eukaryota; Metazoa; Arthropoda; Insecta; Diptera; Drosophilidae. The record is from RefSeq and is a predicted model, not a curated record. The coding region runs from base 16 to 456 and encodes 146 amino acids. The transcript has a single exon.
GCCGCCACACUCACAAUGGAACUGCUGAAGAGGAACCUGCCGCUCCUGGUCGUGGGACUCUGUCUAUGUGCCUGCGCCCGGGGCACGCUGACGAUCCAGAAGACCAAGCCGGCUCUUCCGGAUCCCAGUCAGCUGCUCGCCAAGCUGCCACCCAAGCCGGACUUCCUGAAGGAUCCCAGCCAGUUGCUGGCCAAGAUCUCGAAAGCGAAGCCACCGCUUCCUGAUCCCAGUCAGCUGCUCGCCAAGUUGCCACCAAAGCCGGAGUUCUUGAAGGAUCCCAGCCAGCUGCUCUCCAAGUUCGUGAAACCCAAGCCGGUCUUUGUGAAACCCGUGAUUGUCAAGCCCGUGGUGGUGGUCAAGCCCGUGGUCGUGGGCGGCGGCGGAGGAGGAGGCGGUGGGCAUGGGCAUGGGCACGGACACCAUGGACAUCAUGGCAAGGAUAAGCUUAAGUUUUAGAUAGUUCUAUGAGAAAGUGUGAUUGAUAGGGGAGAUACUAAUAAAUUAAAUCAAAAACUGUAAAAA